AUGACGUCAUGGGCCACGCCCAGCCCCAGAACACGCCCCUUCACUGACGGGCGGUUACCUGAGGCUGGGAUGGGGCGGGGCCUCUUGAGCGGGUGCUCCCACAGAUUAGUGACAGCGAAUUUGGCCAAUCAAAGGCCGCGGGGUGCUCUGGUGUCACCGCCCACCUCGGGGAAUCCCCGCACGUCACGUGAAAGGGAAGGGGAAGGUGUAUGCAAAUAUACGCAAAUAGCCAUGGACCCCCCGCGGCGGGUGCGCCUCAAGCCCUGGCUGGUGGCCCAGGUGAGCAGCCGGCGCUUCCCAGGGCUCCGCUGGCUCGACCCCGAGCACCGGCGCUUCGUCAUCCCCUGGGGACACGCCACCAGGAACCCCCCUGGGCCCCAGGACCAUGACACCAUCUUCAAGGCGUGGGCGCAGGAGACGGGCCGGUUCCGGGCCGGGGAUCCGCCGGACCCCCCUCGCUGGAAGGCCACCCUGCGCUGUGCCCUCAACAAGAGCCGCGAGUUCCGGCUGCUGCUGGAUGGGCCCCGCGGGUCCCCGGCCAGGCCCUUCCGCGUGUACGAGCUCUGUGAGGAGCCCCCCGGGGGUGCAGAUGGAGGGGACGAGGAUGACAAUGGCUGCAGCGGGGAGGAAGAUAUCAGCCAGCUCCAGAAGAUGACAUUCCUGAGCAUCGAUGACACACGGCAUGGGGGAGACCUGCUGCCCUGCUACCCCUGGCCCAAGGGGGAUUCCCCCACCUUUGCCAGCUGCUGCCCUGUGGGGGAAUCCUUUGAGCCUCCUCCCCCCCUGGCACUGCUCCAGGGGGAGGCAGGGGGCACCCAUGGGACCCCGGAGCUGCUCCCUGGUACCCUCACUGAGACAGGGCCCCCCGUGGGCCCCCCAGGGGCCUCAUCCACCUGCCCAGUGGCACCAACAGAGCACCUGAUCCCUGACCUGCUCGUCAGCCCCCACAUGCUGCCACUGACUGACCUGGAGCUGAAGUUCCAGUACCGGGGCCGCCAGGUCUGUGUCCUGACCGUCAGCAACCCCCACGGCUGCCGGCUGUUCCACAGCAGCCUGGAGCCCACGCAGGAGCAGGAGGAGCUCUUUGGGCCCCUGACACUGGAGCAGGUGCCCUUCCCACCUCCCGACGCCAUUCCCAAUGAGAAGCAGCGCUUCUACACCCACCAGCUGCUGGAUGUGCUGGACCGAGGACUCAUCCUGGAGCUCCAGGGCCAAGAUCUCUUCGCCCUCCGACUCUGUCAGUGCAAGGUCUUCUGGACGGGGCCCUGUGCCGCUCCCCAGCCUGGUCCCAACCCCAUCCAGAGGGAGAGAAGGACCAAGCUCUUCAGCCUCGAGGGCUUCCUCAACGGCCUCAUCCAGUUCCAGAAGGGGCAGACCCACACCCCGCCGCCCUUUGAGAUCUUCCUCUGCUUUGGCGAGGAGUGGCCAGACCAGAAGCCCAAGGAGAAGAAGCUGAUCACGGUGCAGGUGGUGCCAGUGGCAGCACGGCUACUGCUGGAGAUGUUCUCCGGGGAGUUGUCCUGGUCGGCCGACAGCAUCCCGCUGCAGAUCUCGCACCCCGACCUCAAGGACAGGAUGGUGGAGCAGUUCAAGGAGCUGCACCAGCUCUGGCAGAGCCACCAGCGGCUGCCGCCGGCGCAGCCCCCACCUGGCCUCUCUGCAGGGCCCUGGGCAUUGCCACCCGGCCCCCUGCCCCACUGA
This is a messenger RNA of Cinclus cinclus, 1701 nucleotides long. RefSeq names its product interferon regulatory factor 5 (gene IRF5). Gene Ontology annotation, molecular function: DNA-binding transcription factor activity, RNA polymerase II-specific; RNA polymerase II cis-regulatory region sequence-specific DNA binding; protein binding. Gene Ontology annotation, biological process: regulation of transcription by RNA polymerase II; immune system process. Lineage: Eukaryota; Metazoa; Chordata; Aves; Passeriformes; Cinclidae. The record is from RefSeq and is a predicted model, not a curated record. Gene Ontology annotation, cellular component: nucleus.